UCCUGCCGCUAGAUGGCGGGUACACCCAAAUGUUUCAGCAGGAAACGAAAACAAACAUGUCGUUGUAGCAUUUUUGCUUUGUAGUUUUACCCGUAGAGUUGUAUUGCACAAUGAUGUCAUUCGGUAAGUCGCGACACAAAAGUAAACGUUCGCCGGUUCCGGCCAUUCAGCUCGGCAAUCUGGAUAAAGUAGUCGCAAACAUACUCCUCGUCGUCUGCUCCGCUUGGGCCCUCCGAGAAAAUGGAGGUUACCAGCAGGACCGGGCGGUCGCCGCUGUCACUUUUUCAACAUGUCUCAUUCACGCUGUAGCUGGAGUUGUGCGCUAUGGCAACCCACAGUAUGGAGAAUCUCUGCGCUCCAUAUACCAGAACACUGCAUACUUUUGCCUCACCAUUGCUCCCUCUUUUUACGCUGCCCAACUUUCUCUUAUGUAUCAUACAGCGCAGGAAUAUGCUGCUUUUCUUGUCUUGUUCACCUUCGGCACAAUUGCAUGUCAUUAUUUACUAAUGAUGUGUCGAAAUGUCAAAAGUCCCGAAGUGGAAGGGAGUGAUCUAGCACUCAUAAGACUAAUCAUUUUUCUCAGUCUAGGUUUGAUUUUUGUAUUAAGUUACCUAAAACUUAACUACUAUGGCAUUACAUCUGGUUUAGUAUUUUCUUACUUCUUUUUUUAUCCCAGAGUAGCAGGCACAAUUUGUAAUAUGCCAACAAUUAAUUUGUUUCUCAUACAAUUGGCAUUUUUCAAUUUCAAUGCCAUGCGAUCCCUUCGUGACUAAACCUCAGACUAGAUACAAAAGUAUUUGUCUCCAAAGCAAAAUUAUGUAAUGGAAAUCCUCAAGGAUUUGACCCCCCAAAAUUUAUCAUAUCAUUUGUUGACACUUUCCACCUACCCAGUGGUCCAUGUUUUACUAUACUUUUCUAGAUUAAAAAAAAAAACUGUACAAAGUACAGCCAAAUUAAUGGAUGUUGAACUGUCUUAUGACAAGACCAAGUAGUCAGUGUGUAAGAUUUUUUUAUAUCGAACAUAUGAGCUUGUACCUGAAGUUGUAGUUUGAGUAGCAUUGUAACUUGCAGAUUAACUAUAUUUAUUUUAAAUAUAUUCUGCCUUGUGAAAGGCAAUUUAUUUUCCAAAUUAUGUUAGAUUUUCUAUGACUUUUAUGUGGAGCAUUUGUUUCUCAAACAUCCAUAUGAAGUAUUUUGUUGUUGUAUUUAUUUUUUGACUCAUUGUGCUAUUUGUUGUUUGUUUUUUGUUUUCUUCUUCAUGUACCUAUAAUGUUGUUAUCAUUCCUGUGAUGCAUAUUUGAGAGUGAUAGUGCCAUUCCAAUAAUCAGAGAAGGAACAUUUGAAUGUGUUAGAUGUUCUCAGUUCUCUGAAAAGUUACCCAAGUAUUUAUUCAUAGUUAGAAAUAUCUAGUGGUGACUUAAGUGUACUUUAUCACCCCCAUAUUAUGAUAUGUUGGGUAAGAAGCCCAUUUACUUAUUGAGACUAAUUCUUAUCAUUCCAUUUUUGCUUACUUUUAAUGAAAUGUAAGCUGUAUAAGCUCUCCCACAUAUGAACGUUAAUCCCAUUUAUGUUUUAUGGAUGUAUUAUUAAAAUGCCUUCACAAUGUAGAGCAUUAAAAGUCAAUUACACAUACUGCCUUGUCAAGUACAAAUCUUGAAUUUUGUCAUCGAGUCUCUCUUGUUAAUUACAGUCUUUCCAUAUGAAGGCUUAUUCCUUUUCUUAUGUGAAGUUUUCCUCUGCACUCUAAAAUUGGUUUUACCUAUGUACUCAUGUGUUCAUUUGAGACUUUGCUAAAUUGUAUCUGGUGUGUACGUGUGACUAAUAAAUUACCCAAUUUCUGAAAAGCCAUAAA
This is a messenger RNA of Frankliniella occidentalis (western flower thrips), 1852 nucleotides long. RefSeq lists its product as uncharacterized. The record is from RefSeq and is a predicted model, not a curated record. Bases 111 to 773 code for a protein of 220 amino acids. NCBI's taxonomy places the organism in Eukaryota, Metazoa, Arthropoda, Insecta, Thysanoptera, Thripidae. The transcript has 2 exons.